AUGAAAGUUUGCAUGUGGAACGUUCGAGGGGCGUGUAGGGAUUUGUUUAUGUCUCAUGCAAAAGAUGUCAUCAGCUCUCAUCAUCCUGACAUCUUCAUUCUGCUGGAAACCAAAUCUGAUGGAACUAGAGGUAGAGAGGUAAUGAGAUCUCUUAAUUAUGAUGACUGUAGAAUAGUAAGACCAGUGGAGAAGAGAGGUGGUAUUUGGCUCUUCUGGAAAAAGUCAGUGGACUUGAUUUAUUUUGACUCAGAAAACAAUCAUUUUCAGUCGCUUUUCCACUUCAAGAAUUUGGGUAAGGAGGCUCUGGUUUCGGGUGUGCAUGCUCCGAGUUCUUCAGGAGCAAGGCACAAAUAUUGGAGAGGCAUGCAAGAAGAUCUCCCACCUUCUAAUAUACCGUGGCUGGUUCUUGGUGAUCUAAAUGAGGUUACUGCUCAAUCUGAAAAGAAGGGAGGAAGAGCUUUUAGACCAACUCAAUGCACAUAUUUGGUAAAUUUCAUGGAUGACGCAGGACUUGUGGAUAUUGGGUACAAUGGAUGUCCCUACACUUGGACAAAUGCUCGUCAAGAGUUGCUCUAA
Molecule: messenger RNA, 576 nt
Organism: Spinacia oleracea (spinach)
Lineage: Eukaryota; Viridiplantae; Streptophyta; Magnoliopsida; Caryophyllales; Amaranthaceae
Exons: 1
Coding region: 1-576 (191 amino acids)
Molecular function (GO): catalytic activity
Source: RefSeq, a predicted model, not a curated record